AGGCGGCCCCGGCCGCGGGGAGCUGGGGGCGCUGCUGACUCGCCGGGGCUGCUUCAGUGCCUGGUUCGGGGUUAGGCGCAGGGGAGACUCGCUAGCCCCAGCCGAGCCACCGGAGCUGACGGCGACCCCCCCUCCCUCUCCGCCCCGGUCAAUGGCCCCUCGGAGCGCCGCCGCGCAGCUCCGGGCUCCGAGAGCGCCUUGCCCCGCCGAGCAGCCCCUCUGCGUGGCGUGAGUGCAUGAAGCAGUGAUGGGCAACACGGCGCACAAGACCCUGGCAGACACCAGUCAACAGGCUCGCUCUGUAUCCCACAGGCCUUAUUACACACUGCCUAACAGUAGCCAUGAGAGGCGGUCUGUCCUCACCAUUACUGAACCUCCGCGAUUCCAUUUCCAGGCCAAAGGAAAAAACAUACGCCUGGAUGCCCAUUCCCGCAAAGCCACUCGGAGGAAUAGUUUCUGCAAUGGCGUCACUUUCACCAACCGGCCCAUCCACCUCUACGAGAAAGUGCGUCUCAAGCUGGUAUCUGUGCACCACGGGUGGAGCGGGGCCCUACGCUUUGGCUUCACCACUCACGAUCCAUCGCAGAUGAGCGCAGAUGACAUACCAAAAUACGCCUGCCCAGACCUGGUGACACGGCCAGGCUUCUGGGCCAAAGCUCUGCCAGAGAGGUUUGCACUAAGAGACAACAUCUUGGCGUUCUGGGUCGACCGCCAUGGGAGAGUUUUCUAUAGCAUUAAUGACGAAGAGCCAAUUCUGUUUCACUGUGGCGUCAAAGUCUCUGGGCCUCUCUGGGCAUUGAUAGAUGUCUAUGGAAUCACUCAUGAAGUGCAAAUACUAGACAGCAUGUUUGCCGAGACGAUGACCUCCACCCGUCUCAGCAACGCACGACUCAGCACUUGCCUUCCACAGAGCAGCCACGACUCAGCCAACUUCAACAACAACGAACUGGAGAACAACCAGGUGGUGGCCAAAAUUGCUAAUCUGAACUUGAGUCGUAUGCCUGCGCUGCCGACAGAUAAUCACACCAUCCCUUGCUGUCCAAGCAGGCGGCAGCUUGCCCAAGUGGUGCCUGCCUUUCUCGAUACAGAUCUGCAUUUCCACCCUACUCGUGGGCCCGACAUUAACUUUUCUCAGGACCGGAUGUCUGCCUGCACCAACUGGCAAGAGAGCAAUAGGACUUUGGUGUUUUCCGACCGGCCUUUGCACAUUGGCGAAAGCCUCUUUGUGGAAGUUGGACAUCUGGGGCUGCCGUACUAUGGAGCCCUCACAUUUGGCAUCACUUCUUGUGAUCCGGGUACUUUACGAACAAAUGAGCUCCCAGCUGAUCCAGACUUCCUUCUGGAUCGCAAGGAAUACUGGGUGGUUUGCCGAGGUUUCCCAGUCCUCAACAAUGGGGACACCCUCAGCUUUGUGGUCUUGCCAAAUGGAGAAGUGCACCAUGGCAUAAACGGGAUCAACCGUGGGAUGCUGAUGUGCGUUGAUACCUCGCAGUCACUCUGGGUAUUUUUCACGAUCCAUGGUGUAAUCAAUCAACUCAAAAUAUUAGGCACUGUGCAGUCCAGCCCUGUGACAGUCUCCCCCUCAGGAUCCCCUGGAGGCUCCCAAUAUGACAGUGACUCAGAUAUGGCUUUCAGCGUGAACAGAUCCUCUUCUGCUUCUGAGUCAUCCCUAGUGACUGCUCCAAGUUCACCUCUGAGCCCUCCAGUGUCUCCCGUGUUCCCACCUCCGGAGCCCUCAAGCAGCAAGAAUGGCGAGUGUACCGUUUGCUUUGACAACGAGGUGGACGUGGUGAUCUACACCUGUGGACACAUGUGCCUCUGCAACACCUGUGGUCUUAAGCUGAAGAAACAACUCAAUGCCUGCUGCCCAAUCUGCCGACGGGUCAUCAAAGACAUUAUUAAAAUCUACCGCCCUUGAACCCCAUUUCCAGCCGCCCUGAGGGUGUGUGUGGAGGGGGCGAGGGGGCAGAAUGUUGUUACUCAUUGCCACAACUUACCGUCACCGCUUAUGGGUUAUUGUGCUGGUUACAGAGUGGCUCUUUUGUUUAUAUUUCUGUGUUUUGACCAGUAGGAACCAAUCAGGGAUAAUUAAGUGAUCUGGGAAACACUCUGGUCCUUGCAGAUGCUGAAGGUACAGCUGCUGAGUGGGAAGAGCUUCAUCAAGAUGCUGCUCUGCUGGGUUAAGGUAGGGUGGGGGUGGGGGCUGAGCUCCCCACCCAGCAAAAGAAAAUAGACAGUGAACCCCACUUGGGGGAAAGUACUGGAGAAAACAAUUGUUUGAAUGAAUAAUAAGUCUGGGCACUUCUCCCCACCAUAAUCAUGGGAUAUUUACUGAAUUGCGCAGUUUAAUUACUGAAACAGCACUCAGGCAAUUUCAAACAGGGAGGAAUGAGAGGGGAAGAUUUAACAGAGGCACUGUGGAGUGAAAUGACUCCUGUCAUCUUGUAAAAAGAGUGGGGAAUAGGCAAUGGAUGACAUUUUCUCCCUUCAAGGCACUUUUUCUCAUUUAUGGUUCAACAGGGGAAGCAGGUAUGAGGAAUAGUGAAGAAAAAGCUAUCGAUGUCCUUGGAACACAGCAAGUAAACAAUCCCACUUUCCUUCUUUGUAAGUCACAGAUUGAAGCUUCCUGUUGCACUGAGCAACUGCAAAGCACUUCUGUAGCUGGAGAGUGUUGGUAGGAGUAACCCUCUGCAUGCACAAGAGAAGCAGCUUCUUGCAUGGCGGUUAUGAAUCGUCACAUCAAGUAACCACGCUUAGAACCAAGCUGCAAAGAAAGGAAGCUGAUGGGGAAUGGUAGGUUUCAAAUGUCCAGAGUUCCCACUCUUGAAAUUUGUGCAAACAGCUGAUGGAUGUUUUCCUCUAUUACUCCCCAGAGAUUUUGUCAGUAAAGUAUGCAGCCAUGUGGAAUCUCUCAUUUCUUCCUCUCCAGGAACUUGUCAUCUGCUCCACAAUAGAAGCAUCUUACUGAAAUUUAAAAGCCCUUUCAUUGGCAUUGUUUGUUGGAAAAAGAAUUUGCAAGCUAUUAUUAGAUGCUUGGGCUUUUAAGCUAAAUGCAUUUUGAUUGUGGUUAUAGGAACCUCUGAACUCUACACUAGCCUGAAUGGGAUGUGAAAUGUCUUGGGGCUUUAGGGGAGAGGUGCCAUUCAAGCAAUAAAGCCGAUUCUCUUUCCUUGCUUAGUCUUUGUGUGGCAGCAUCCUGCUACAGUGCACACAACUGUAGUUGCCCAUAGGCAACCUGUCCCAUUGCCAUCUAAAACAGUAGAAUUUAUUCAGAGCAGGCUUUUUGCUGCUUCCACCUCAAUAGAGGCAUUCCAUUCCAUUGUGCAACAGAUACUCUAAAGCUGUAAUCCUGGUGUUUUAUCUGAUUUAUGAAGAGAUCCUAGUGGAGCAGCUUGUAGGACUUCCCAGGGCAGAAAUGCUUACUUGUGACCCUUGGGAGCCUGCUAGGAGCCAUUCUCAGCCCCAACAUAUGGCUGCAUCCUUUUCCAUAAAACAGCUAUUCUGAGCCUAUGGGCCCCUUCUAGCAGGAAGAAGGCAGUUUUCCUUUUGGGCAGCAUACUUUGAUAUGCUAUGCUGUCAAUAAGGGAAAUGUAAGCCAGUGCAAAUUUUAGACAUAAAUGAUAAGGCAUGUGGAUCCCUUAGGAGGCAAAAUAAUACAUAGUUUAAGGUGGAAGACAGCAAUGGCUUUAGAGGGACGAAUUCUGUUUAAGGAAUACGGAGUGUUUUGUAGACAAAAAAGUGUGCACUAAGCUUUUCAUAGUCCUUUGAGCAACAUGGUAGUUGUACCUCAUUGGGUAGCUGAACCACUCUUCUCCUCUGUCUUUAGUUUAAAUGCUUUUCUAACCUUUUGCUCCUGGCAAAGUUGCUGUACUAGCAUCGUUUGCAGGCUGCACUGGAAGCCAAUGAAUGCUAAUGGCACAAUCCUAGCAGUCUUAAAUUGCCACUGGCUACAGUUACAUAUUGCGUAAGGAAAGGCAUCAAACGAGACAAAUGAGUUUCCCUGUACUUUAAGGUGCAGAUAAUAUCUUUGUCAACAGGAAAGCCUUGUUUCUUUUCCAUUUUAGAGUGGUUUGGGACAACACUGUGUUGCAUGAUGACUUCCAGUAACUUUACAAUAGUUUUGAGUAUCCUAAUUACCAUACGGAAAUGUGAAGGGCAGUGAGGUUAGUUUAAAAAUGCCAUCAGUACUCUAUAAACAACUUUUGCCUACAUGGAAUGCAACUGCUUUGUGAUGAGAUAAAUAACUGAGGCCUCCUAAAACCAAACAGGAGUCCUAGUCAGUGAUUAAGAAUCUCCAUGAGCAUUUACAUUUAAUUUAUGCACUGUCAGCUGUAGUCUGUAACCAUGGAGGAGACAAUUAAUAAUGCAGAUCAUGCUAUAACUGCACAACAUGGGAGGCAUUAUGCAAGCAGCAUUGUUAAAGCAAGUAACACAGCCCAUCACAAGAUGAUGAUCUUUGCAUUUCUUGACCUCCACAAUCAGCUUUUGCUGGUGUCAGCUUCUGACCCUGUUGUGCAUGUUAAUGAUGGGCAGCUGAAAAGUUUAGGGGGCAGAGGAGAUGUGAUGCUUGAAUUGAGAAAGGAAGCAGAUUUAACUUGGGCUACUCUAGUUGCACAAUAUGUUAAAAAGCCGAGAGAAAGGGCAAAGCCACUCAACUGAUUUCCAUUAUUUAAUCACCUGCUUAAUUAAUUGCCAUUGUUGGCACUGCUGUCAAGCUCUGUGCACAAAAGGCAGAUCCUCCAAAAGUUACUUUUCACCAUCCAGCUGUCUUGCUAUUUGCUGUUAAUAUUUCAUAGAGAUACUUGUGUAAAGCAAAACUUCCUACCUUCUUAUUAUGAAGCAGAGUCAAGCCAGCAACAUGGAAGGGGCUGCCCACUUACUGACAUGUGUUCCAAGGGGGUCUUUCCGCUCACUCUAUUUCAGGUGCUGCUAGUUGCGCAUGACCACAGUGCCAGAUGUUUGCCAGGGACAAGGCAUGAAUAUCUUCCUAGCAUCUCAAUUCCAUCCUGCUUACCUAAGAUGCCACUGAGCAACACAACUAUAAAUCAGAGUUAAUUUGAAUGAGAUUUAUUUGUCGUAGCUGCCAUCACUGCAGGUAGAGCUAAGCUCUGGAGAAGCUUACCAGAAAGAAGUCAACAAAUUUACAUUUUUGCAGAGACGUAAUUCUAAGGAAGGGUGACAAUUUUAGUAGUCAGUGGGUUUGCUUUCGGGGUGCUGAUCAGUACUGAUCACUACCUUCCAUUCUACUCUAACUCCCUGUGUAACUUGGGGUUGGAUUGUUCCCAUCCCCUUUUAAAGUGCUGUAAUUCUGGUAAAACUGUCAGCUGCUGUGUCAUAGCAAAGCACCCCUGAGCAUUGCCCUUGGAUACCUUUGGGCUAGAACUAGUUUCCAAACAGCAAGCCUAUACACCACAUACACCUGGCAGUGAGUCCCAUUAGUUUCAAUGGAGCUUACUUCUGCAUUGACAAGUUGUGCUACAAGCAAUCUUGGAAAGGUGUGCCUUUUUACUUCGCUAGCUUCCAACUGCAAUGAUAUUUUGAAAAGAAAUUUGUAGACCUAUGAUAGUUCAAAAUAAGUGGAGGAAAGGACAUAUGGUGUUUAAUUCUUUCUGUUGGGAACAGACUGCCCCAAAGGAGCAGCAUCUGACAUGGGCUUUGUUAGCCAGAGUUAAGUCCACAGCCUAAGUGUUGCUGUGAAGCAGCGUUAAUGGACAUGCAGCUUUUCUUAGUCCAGUCUCACAAGGAAUUCUCAAACUCUGACAGACAACUUUUAGGAAGUAGAGGCUAUUUAGCAACUUGUUCUGGCUAUUGCUUUUUUGUUUUGUUUUGAGAAAAGUAUCUGUUCAGAAGAUCUGUUUGUGCCUUAUAAGGUGUCUGUGCACUUUUUAUCCUUUUUAAUGCUACUUUCAAAAAUGGAGAGAGAAAAAGACCCUAAUAGAUGGCUGGUAGUUUUUAUAGAAUUUUAUGUGUUCACCAAGAACUUUGCUCUUUUUUUAUAUUGGAGUGAAAAUUUUAUGUUUUAAUCGAAACUUUGCUGCCGUCCUCCCCCCCAUCUCCUCUUUGUAUAAAGCUUUUUAAAAAGUUUUGAGAUUUCUGAAACUUCUUGAUAUUUUUCUGGUUCAUGACAGUGAUCUGUAUAUCACAUUCUCAAAUAAGCCAGAUUUUAAUCUCUCUGUAAUAGAACUUUCAAUGCAGAUUCUUUGGGGAGGGAAGUUUGCACUUCUCUACAUGUUAAUACUCCCUAGCAUUGUGAUCUGUAGUGUGUGUGUGUACGUUUUUUAUUUUGUUCUGUUUUACAUUAAUAUAAAAUUUUACCUGUUUUAUGAAACAAAUAAAAUGUUGGCUUGUAAAUAUU
Messenger RNA from Zootoca vivipara (common lizard), 6355 nucleotides. It is a transcript of the gene NEURL1B, whose product is annotated as neuralized E3 ubiquitin protein ligase 1B. NCBI's taxonomy places the organism in Eukaryota, Metazoa, Chordata, Lepidosauria, Squamata, Lacertidae. Gene Ontology annotation, molecular function: ubiquitin protein ligase activity. The record is from RefSeq and is a predicted model, not a curated record. Gene Ontology annotation, biological process: ubiquitin-dependent endocytosis. Gene Ontology annotation, cellular component: early endosome.